Molecule: messenger RNA, 4821 nt
Organism: Calidris pugnax (ruff)
Lineage: Eukaryota; Metazoa; Chordata; Aves; Charadriiformes; Scolopacidae
Gene: FRRS1
Product: ferric-chelate reductase 1
Exons: 16
Coding region: 824-2686 (620 amino acids)
Molecular function (GO): oxidoreductase activity, acting on metal ions
Source: RefSeq, a predicted model, not a curated record
GAGAUGACUCCUGAAUGAAUGGGAUGAUAAAUUCCAACUGUUCAGACAAGUGUAGUUGUAUCACUUUGAAACUUUACGGAAGCUGGUAGCAAUUAUUAUGAGCAGCCCUGUAUCUGCUUUACCAGGCAAUCUCUUGAGGUUAAGCCACAGAUAAUUACUCUGGCCUUUAACUGUUAAUGUAUGAAUUAUCACAGAGGUGUUCUUGUCUUGUCAUGAUCUAUCAUAAGUAUGAAGAAUUGUAGCUACUUCAUCUCCAUUCAUAAUAACUGAAAUGGUUGUUUCUAGUUCACUUUUCCAGGAAUAUCUGUUGUAGGUUGUCAGGUUUUUUGGCUUUCUCUUAUUUAAAAUAAGUGUUCUGCAUCCCACUCCUAUUGGAAUAAGUGGCCGUGUGUUAUUUGGGAUCCCUGUUCUGAUUUUUUUUCUACAUGACUUUUCUCCAAAUUUCUCGUCGGUGGUAUGCACUGUGAGUUCCCCAAAAAGGGUGCUCUAACAAAAAAGCUCUAUUUCUGUCUUGAGUUCUGACCUGCCCAACAAAUAUAUAAAAUAACUUGGUAGUAUGGCUCAAGAAAUGCUUGACUGACUACUCAGAUGACUUUAGAAGUCAGCUGUCAGUAUUGAGUAAUCUCUGCAUGAAAUUGAAUUUUACAGUUAUAAUGAAGAUCCACAUGAAAUAAACAUUAAUGGAUGUUCUGAUUACUCAGUUUCCUUGGAAAAGCUUAGCUUCUUUCUAAAGCAUUUUGCCCAAGUUUGGCAAGGUUGAUGAGAAGAUGACUAUCACUCUGUAUUUUUUUGGCUUUCUGUUAAUUAGAGGGCUGUGUUAUUAAUGGCUUCAAGUACACAAUUCUCUCCUGGCCCCCCUGUGCCCAAGGGUUACACGAUAUUUGAAACACUAUUGGAAUUGCAGAUGGAGGUGCCUAGCCUUGCUUUUGCUGUUUGGAUGUUUAUUUGCUUCUAUGCAUCCGUGGAUGGCUAUCCCAGUGGAAAAGUAAGAGAAGCCUGCACUAGCAUGAUACCCUGUCAUGGUAGCUCUCCACAACUGUCACCUGAGCACACCAUUACAGUGAACGCGACUGAAUUUAAACCGGGGGACAACAUAGAAGUUCAUCUGUUUGGACCUGAUUUUGAAGGAUUUUUAUUACAAGCCCGGGAUGCAGAACGCCUGGAUAGCCCUGCAGUUGGUUCUUUCGUGUUAGUUGACCGGAGACUUUCUCAGCUUCUCACAUGUGGCCAUACCAAGAACUCAGCUGUGAGUCACACAAGUAAAACAAAAAAGAAACACAUAAAAGUUUAUUGGAUUGCUCCUGGAGAUGCACCAAAACGUGUACAGUUUCUAGCCACAGUUGUGAAAAAAUACAAGACUUUCUGGGUGAAGAUUCCCGGUCCCAUUAUUUCUCAGCCUAAUGUACCAUCCCCAACAACACUCUCGCAUGUGACGUCGGAGGCUGUAUCAGCUUCACACCCGGUUUCCUACCUAUCAAAACCAUUUAAUGCAUCAGGUUGUGGAAGCACGAAGUUCUGCAUUAGGAACCCUUCCAACUGUGAUCCUGAAGGUGCUUCCUGUUUUUUUCUGUCCUUCCACCAAGAGAAGAGCUCAGUAUUUAUUGAAAUGAGUGGCCCGAGUGAAGGAUAUUUAGCAUUUGCAUUGUCCCAUGACCAGUGGAUGGGUGGUGAUGAUGCAUAUCUGUGUAUUAAUGAGGACCACCGUGUUCACGUAAGCACUGCCUAUCUGAAGGGGCGAAGUCCUCCUGUUUUGGAUUCAGAGAAUGCCCUCGAAGAUGUGUCAUGGAGGCUUGUGGAUGGUGUUCUUCAGUGUUCUUUUAGAAGGAGUAUUCGUCUUCCUGCUUACAAAGGAAGAUUUAAUCUGGAUGCCAGUUACUACAUCUUCCUGGCAGAUGGGGAAGCUAGUGAAGGUGGACGAAUAUACAAACAUCGUCGUCAGCCUCUGAUCACCAACGGAAUUUACAAUGUCACAGGCCUUCCGCGGGAUAUAGGAGGUUCCCGGUCCCCACGACUUAUCAAGGCUCAUGGAGCGCUAAUGUUUGUUGCUUGGAUUACCACAGUUAGUAUUGGUGUUAUUGUUGCACGAUUCUUCAAACCUGUCUGGUCUCAUUCAUUCCUGUUUGGAAAGGAGAUGUGGUUUCAGGUGCAUCGUAUGCUUAUGUUGACCACAGUCAUGCUUACAAGCAUUUCUUUUGUGUUGCCUUUUAUAUACCGAGGAGGUUGGAGCCAACAAGCAGGUUUUCAUCCCUAUCUUGGCUGUACCGUGAUGGCUCUUACAAUCUUUCAACCGCUUAUGGCAGGUUUCAGACCAUCUCGUCAUGCACCAAGGAGGCAAUUGUUUAACUGGUUUCACUGGAGUACUGGUACAACAGCUAGAAUACUAGCUGUGGUGACUAUGUUCUUGGGAAUGGAUCUACCAGCACUUGACCUACCAGACCCGUGGGACACCUAUACAAUGAUUGGUUUUGUAGCUUGGCAUGUCGGUACUGAUGUUCUUCUGGAAGUACACAGCUACUGUCUCGUACGUAAAGUUGAAGUGAUAGAGGAUGACAGAGUACAGAUCCUGCAGUCACUCACUUCUGCAGAAGCAGAGGGUCGUCUGUUUAAACAGAUUGUGCUAACUGUUUAUUUCUGUGGAAAUGCAGUAUUCCUCAUUGCCUUCCUGACAGCAAUCAACCAAAUAUGAAAUAAGCCAUUGAGAAUUUUGUGAUGGAAAAACUGUGCAGUUGAAAAACCAGCAAGGAAUGCUAUUACAGACUUUCCCUCAACAUCUCCCUGAAAAUGUAACUGAAGAAUAAUAGCACAUGUGCAUCAUGCUCUGUGUUAGAGAUAACUUGAAUUCAAAUCUGUAGAAGGAUGCUGCAGUCCUGCAAAAGCUGUCUUCUGAUGGGACUUUUAAUGGAAGUCUUUGCCUGAGUAAGGAAUUAAGUCUAUUUUUUUUAAGUGUAGUAAUUAACUUGAUUGAAGCUUAUAGGUUAAGAAGACUGAGAUGUGCUGAAAAUGCUGUUUUGAUAGUCAGUUCCCUAAACCUUUUGUGAAUAUUAUUGGGAAAACUGGAAAGACUGAUCUGGAAUUUUAUCAUGUCUGUUCACUCUAUUGUGUUCUAAUGGCACGUGAUGUGACAACUUCCUGCUUGUGACAGUUCUGUGCAUUAAAAAAACAAACCACAACUUAGUGAAAAACUGUCACAAAUGCAGGCUGAUGCAUGAGCUAAACACUGUCUAUCUUUGCAGUUAAAUGCAAAAAAUACUCUCUGCUCUAAGAGCAGUUCACUUACACAGGCACGUGGGUUUGGGAACCUCAGUGCUUCAGCAAAGCCACCAUUUGCCUCGCUCAAAAUACUGUUCUGUCCCAUCCCGCUCAGUGCUUCUAAACCAUGAAGGGAAAACAUAUUUGCAAUAUAAGUGCCUUAAAACUAGUUGUACUUGUCCAAAAUUCAAGUAGGAAGAACCUAUCUGUAUGUAUGGAUUUCUGUCUUUUGCUGUCUUUGGUUGCUUGUGGUUUCUGAAUUACUUUUGUUGUUGUUGUGGGUAAGAUGGAUUUAUGUCACUUGAUGCUUAAAUGGAAGUGAAAAUAUUUAAUCAGGAAUGUUGCAGUUUUAUUUGUACUAUUGAGAAAAAUGUAGAUCAGGAGUUGAUUUGACUUCAGGAAAAGCAACUUCUGUUAAGUGAGAGUCCUUUGAGCUGGCAUAUCUAGUAGACAGAACUGUCUUUAUAAGAAUAUGGGAGUGAAUUUUUUUUAGUCAACAAAAGAUUUCUCUAAAUAUAUGAACUAGGUACAAGGAAUGGAAAGAGACUACAUGGUUUAACUUUUUUUGGUUCAUGACUUGCCUGAAUACAGAAAAGCAUCUUGGAAAUGAACCCUUAAUAUGUUGUGCAGCACAGUGCUUUACAUUUUUUUUUUUUUUUUGCAACUCUGAACAGUUUGCUUCCACAAUUCUUUAUUUUUUUAUACUGAGAAGUAUUGAUUUUUUUAGUUGUUAAUGCUUCAGAAUGUGUCUUCAGCCUAAGGCUACUAAAGCUAGCCGGGAAUAAAGGUGUUGGAGUAUUAGAUAGAAUAGUAAAUAGUGAGGCCUGGCUGGGUACAGAUGGCUAGAGCAACGUCUUUCUACUUGCUGAUGGCCAGCCCUAACACACUCAUAUGUGUGGCUCCAGUAGUGGUUCUCUCCAUUUACUGAAACUGCCUGUUUCUGUCUCUUUCUUCAGCUCCCCAAAUCUACAAUUUAGCUUGUUGCAGGGACAAGUCAUAUUCAGAGAACUACAAGUUUGUAGUCAGUGACCUUCUUCUUGGAUGCUCAAAUAUCUGAUGUAGUGAUAAGAACAUUUAUAGAGCUGGGAGUAAUCCCUUUGUCAGUGACAGCAGCAGAAUGCAAGUGAGUGUAAAGUGAUUCAACUCCCUUCCUCCUGGAAGCAGGAAAAGUCACGUGCAGAUUGGGAAAGGGGGACUAUGAAGAAAUAUGGUAAAAUCCAGGCUGAAGCGCAAGAAGUGUAUGGCUAAUUGUGUGGGGUUGUGGGUUUUUUAGAGAACUCUGGUCUCAAAAGCCUGGGAAUCACAGACCCAUCUAGUGUUGAAAGUUUUGGGGGACUCUUUCAUAUACUGUGACUUUAUAGAAGAAAAUCUCUCAACCUAGGCACAAUUGAUGCCUUUUUAAUUUAAAAAAUCAAUGCAGAAUUCUUUCUGUAAUAGAAUAACUGUACUGUGUGGUGUUUCAUUUUCAUGUGACAAUGAACACAGGUUUUUUAAAACAUAAAUGUAAAUAUCUAAAUAAAAGCUUUUGUCCCUUUUAGUAAGGUGAAAACACUUCAAAUAGAAACUAGAAAA